Struthio camelus australis is the source of this 4042-nucleotide messenger RNA. The record is from RefSeq and is a predicted model, not a curated record. Lineage: Eukaryota; Metazoa; Chordata; Aves; Struthioniformes; Struthionidae.
AUGACAAACAGAAGAACAACGUGCUGUCCGCUCAGAACCUGGCCGCCAAGGCACACGUUAGCUGACUCCUCCAUCGGCCAAGCCUCAUCUCAAAACACAGUAGAGACUAAGGAGCAUCAUAAUUUCCCAGUCGGAAUCUCAAAUAGCUAACACACACACCUAUCUUUCUUUUAUACUGGACAGGCUCUUUUGGGAAUAGCUCACAAGUUUCCGGUAGCCCGAUGUUAUGAACAACUAGUGAAUCAAAUGGCACCUAUGCUGAUAGACGCUAUUUCUUCAGCUAAAUUAGCGCAGUAACAAUCUACAGUAUCUAAUUAUAGAUAAUUUUCUGUUCAUCUGUCUAGGUACUUCUGACCCUUUUACUGUAAUUCCUGAGCUCUCAGAACAUUGAUCAGAGAUUUUCAAUAAUUUAAUUCUAAGGGUCGGCUCUUUAGCUGGUGUAAAUCAAUGCAAUUUCUUUGGCUUCAGAGCUGAUCAGAAUAGAGUUGUGUUAAUUUCUGCAGUGGAGAAAGUGGUCUUAAACAACUUAAAGCAUGCUUCUGCAUCUUAGCCUGUCACACCUGCUCUAAAGUCUGUUAGCUGAAAACAGAUGCAGGAUAAAAACAUCCACAGUUACCAGUGGAAUGAUGAUAAGGCGUUGUCAGACUAUUUGGAGAAAGUGUAGAGGCAGAGAUAAACACAAAUAUUUUUUGGAUGCUACUCAGCCCUAUACAAUUGAGACCAGCAUACAUGAACUUUAACAGCAGCAAUGAAACCCACCACACUGAAUCAGGUCUUAAAAACUGUCUGACUUGCAAAAGGAGAAGGCGCUUGCUCCUGCCUUGCGCCAGCCCCAUUGAGCAAUCUAGCCUGAAAAGAGGUCACACAAAAGGAAUUCAAGCUCAAUUGACAAAAGAUUGAGCUGAACUUUAAUAUAUUUUCGGCUUGGAAGUUUUUGAGCUUUGUUUUUGAUUGCUGCUUAAGAUAGAAAGAAGUUACAUAAGUAAAUGAAAAUGGGAAUGAGUGGAGACUUUUAUUUGGUAGCGCAUGUUUUAGGAAGAGGCAUAAGCGAAUAUCCACAAAAAUUUAAAUCAGACACUGAAACAAGGACUACAGUGAACAGAUGUUUCUUUGCCAGGACUGUGGAUUUCAAGAGUGCACCCCAAUUGCAAGUUAAGCAAAAGCCAUAAUAUUUUCUUUUCUGAAAAACACUAAGCCUUUUCUCAACGCUUGCCUGGCUCCACAGAGAAGUGUUUGACUGAGAAACCAGGAACUUAUGGGGAGAUGCCAGCUUUUGUUACAGGAGGUUAAAGGUUCCCUAGAGCACAAAGACACUUUUCUUCCCUGGACGAUCCUGUCAUGGUAUACAUCAGCAUAACUAACAGCCUGGCAAAGCUCAGAAGUAAGUACUCAAGAGAUACUUGGUGAAAUUUGAAAAGAAAAUUUUUUCAAACAGUCAUGAGCUUUUGUCUAUAAGCAUCUACAUGUCAACAUUUGUCAAUAGAAAUCUACUAAAAAAACCUAGCAAGAUCUUUGCUUUCUUUUAAAGCAAUAUGUAGAGUAACUCGCACAGCUUUCUAUAUAAGUACAGAACCCCAACAUAUCCUUCCAAAAUAAUGCCUUACUUUGUGUUGCAAAGAGAUUAAUAAUUACUCUUAUCCAUAGUGAGCUGAUGCAAUUUCAUUUGCGUUCUAUACACCCACGCUGCUGUUUCCUUCUGAUCUACGUGUGCAGCUUAGCUACUGUUCUGCUGAAAAGCGAGCAUCUGAUAAUACCUUCCUGAAAAGAUGCCUAUACCGUGGCUGCCCGCUCCAGUCAGUGACAAAGAAUGGAGAUGUCAGCUGUUUACAAAAGAAAAUAAAGAACUUAAUGUUCCAAACAUCCCAAGAGAAAUAACUUCAUCAUAAAGGCUUCAGCAUCAGCUGUUAAGUCCAGCAGAAUACAAUAAUGGAACUAUCCCUGGGUCUGCGCAAACCCCGUCGGCUACCUGGGAACCUCAUGGCCGUGUGGAUGUGACGCACCAGGCUACUACAUUUGCUACUGAUAUCCAGAGAGAAUACUUUUCGUGGGGAGAAGGCGUUAAAGUGAUGGGCUGAACUUAUGGGAGGAACUAGCACCAAUUCAAGCGGUGAUUCAGGGGCCGUUUGGAAGGCGUGAAGGCCUAGUUUCAGUAAGGGCAUGGCCAAAGCUUUCUUCAGGCUACAGAAGUUUCUUCGGCGGGCUCAAUUUCUGCUCUUUUUCCUCACAGCAGCUUACCUGAUGGCUGGUAGCCUUCUGCUGCUACAGCGGUCUCGCUUGGUUAUCCAGCAAGGUUCGCGUGGGACCUCCGCUAAUCAGGCUCUGCCGGUUUUGGACGUGAUGACAGGGGUUGGAAUAGGGGUAGACACGAGGACUGUGCAAAACCCUCGCCCAAGCCCCCGGCUCCUGGUGGGCAUGGACAUGCUCCAGGAGUCAGCUCUGGACCAGAGGCACAGCCCACGGUGGCUCAUGUCCCGUAACUCGGAGCUAAGGCAGUUGCGGAGAAGGUGGUUUCACAGGUUCAUCAACGAACAGGAACCCGCGCAAACAAAAAGAUCUAAAGUGAUGGAGCAUACUGCUGAGAACAAAGGCACCUACAUUGGAUGCUUCAGUGAUGAUUCCAGGGAGAGGACAUUGAAGGGAGCCGUGUUUUAUGACUUAAGAAAAAUGACAGUAUCUCACUGCCAGGAAGCUUGUGCUGAGAGAGCUUACACCUACGCUGGUUUAGAGUACGGAGCAGAAUGCUACUGCGGAAACAAGCUGCCCACCACCGCCUCGAAGCCGGAGGAGUGCAACAGCGAGUGCAAGGGGGAGAAGGGCUCCAUCUGCGGAGGAGUGAACCGCCUUUCCGUCUACAGGGUGGAGGACCUACGGGCUGGAGCAAAGCAACGGAGGAAUGUUAUCUAUCGAGGAUGUUUUAGAGCUCCAGCAAAUUUAACAGACACCUUUCCAGCCUCUUUGAUACAGCCCAAUUUGACGGUGGAGAUGUGCUCUGAAUUUUGCUCCAAGAAAGAGUUUCCCCUGGCAGUCAUCCGAGGGACGGAGUGCUACUGCGGCUACCCCACGAAGCGCUUCACACUGCACGACGAGGCGGAGGGGCCACGCUGCCACCGGCUGCACAACGCCGGGAAUUAAAAAGCCACAACACUAACAAUGAAAUAUCUUCUGUACUCUACAGACACUCGCUGCACAGAUAGGAAGUUCUUAACCACGAAAUCCAAAGUGUUUGUUGCUUUGUCCAGUUUUCCUGGGGCUGGGAAUACAUGGGCUCGCCAUUUAAUAGAACAUGCCACAGGAUACUACACAGGCAGCUAUUACUUCGAUGGAACCCUGUACAACAAAGGUUUUAAAGGAGAAAAAGACCACUGGAGAAGUAGAAGGACCAUCUGCGUGAAAACACAUGAAAGCGGCAAGACAGAGAUCGAAAUGUUCGACUCGGCGAUCUUGUUAAUAAGAAACCCAUACAAGUCACUGAUGGCGGAGUUCAACAGGAAAUACGCCGGGCACCUGGGGUACGCGACAGACAGGAACUGGAAGAGCAAAGAAUGGCCCGAUUUUGUGAACAGUUAUGCCUCGUGGUGGGCAUCCCACGUCCUGGACUGGCUGAAAUAUGGAAAACGCCUGCUUGUCAUCCACUAUGAGGACCUAAAACAGAGCCUUAUCCCCAAGCUGAAGGAAAUGGUGGAAUUUCUAAAUAUGACUGUGACAGAGGAUCGGCUGCUCUGUGUGGAAAACAACAGGGAUGGGAAUUUCAAGCGGUCAGGCGCUAAGCAAAAGGAUUUUGAGCCAUUUACCCAGGAGAUGAAAGAUCUGAUCAACAGAUACAUCCUGACUGUGGACGAGGCCCUGAGAAGAAGAAACUUCACAGGGCUGCCCAGAGAGUACGUGCCGAGAUGAUAGCCCAGUAGCACUCAGCUGUGUUUAAAAAUAAUAAUAAUAAUAAUAAUAAUAAAUAAAAGAGAGACAAGAGCUUUAGAGGAGAGGAAGCAAAGACACUGGUGGAGCCUGCUGAGCAGGGCAAGUCCUCCCCGCCCCGGGGUGCUUG